Penicillium olsonii is the source of this 879-nucleotide messenger RNA. The record is from the annotation of a GenBank genome assembly. NCBI's taxonomy places the organism in Eukaryota, Fungi, Ascomycota, Eurotiomycetes, Eurotiales, Aspergillaceae.
AUGUCUUUCGGCUCAUACAUUGUCUCCGGUGUCAGCUCAUUCGUGGUCGUCACAGUCUCACUCUUUGCCAUCGGGCAGAAAGUGCCUCGCGCCGCCUUCGUCGCUCGGUGUCUCGCUUCCUAUGGCUCCCUCCUUGUGGUGGCAGCAUACGGCGUAAUCGCCUCGGCCUGCCUGCGAUUAGUGGGUUACGGACGCAUUUCACAAUGGGCAGUGGGACGUGGCUUCAAGUGGGUGAUGCGCUUCACCACCGGUGUCAAGUUCGAGAUUGUUGAGGGUCAAGAACACCUCACCACCCGCCCGGCUGUCUUCAUUGGCAACCACCAGACCGAGCUCGAUGUACUUAUGCUUGGCUGCGUCUUCCCUCCAUACUGCAGUGUAACUGCCAAGAAGUCUCUGCGCAACAUCCCUUUCCUGGGCUGGUUCAUGUCUCUUUCUCGCACUGUCUUCAUUGACCGUGCCAACCGGGAGACUGCCCUGAAGGCUUUCGAUGGUGCUGCUGCCGAGAUGCGCGACCACCGUCAAAGUGUCUUCAUUUUUGCGGAGGGAACUCGAAGCUAUUCUGACGAGCCUACACUCCUUCCUUUCAAGAAGGGUGCUUUCCAUCUGGCUGUCAAGGCCGGUGUGCCAGUCGUGCCAAUCGUGACGGAGAACUACUCCCACAUUCUGUCGCCCCGUUCCUGGCGGUUUAACGCCGGCACCAUCAAGAUCAAAGUUCUGCCUCCCAUCCAAACCAAAGAUUUGUCCUCGGGUGAUGUAGACAACCUAACGCAGUCCACACGUGCCUCGAUGUUAGCGACCCUUGCUUCCAUGUCUCAGGCGCAAAAAAGCGAAGUUGAUGCCGCCCGCGCCACCGGCGUCUCCAGCGCCGUUGAUAUCUAA